Molecule: messenger RNA, 1401 nt
Organism: Exophiala spinifera
Lineage: Eukaryota; Fungi; Ascomycota; Eurotiomycetes; Chaetothyriales; Herpotrichiellaceae
Exons: 1
Coding region: 1-1401 (466 amino acids)
Molecular function (GO): catalytic activity
Source: RefSeq, a predicted model, not a curated record
AUGGACUACGCCGACCAUGUCUUAUCGGGGCGACGUGCCCAAAGCACUCCCGUGUCUUUGACCACCGGAACCGGAUACAGCGUUUUUAAGUCCCUGGUCAUACCAUCCAUCGCCAAUGCACGGAAGGAGGUGAUCCUGGCGACGUGCUUCUGGGCACCGUCAGCCACGCGCGACGGUGUGAGGGACGCACUGGUCGCUCUCUCGAAUAGAGCGUUGGAGACGUCCUGCAGAAUCACGGUCAGGAUAUGUUUCUCGUCUUCGUCACUCGCUCGGAACAUGUUGUGGCCAACCCCCAAGGACGGGCAGAACUACAGCCCGACGCAGUGGGCCAAGCUAUUGGGUCUAUCUGGCCCGGCAGACGUCCGCGGCCUCGACCUCGCCGUCACCAGAAAGUUCUUCUGGCCCUUCGGCAUCAUACAUUCCAAGUAUGUGAUUGUCGACCGGAAACUGGCGAUAUUUCCUUCGUGCAACGUAUCUUGGGAACGGUGGUUUGAAGUGGCCGUCGCAAUCAAGGGUCCCGUCGUGCAGGAUUUGAUCGUUUUCCACAAAUCGUUCUGGCGGCCGCCGCCACCGUCGCCCACGGGGCGUUCAACAUUAGUUCCGAUCGGAGAAUGCGAACGGCGCGAAGGCGAGGGCGACGACGAAGAAGAAGAUCAUGGUGAUUCUGAUGAUGAUGAAAAUGUUGGCGCACAACUCAACCCAGGAUCAUCUACUGCGUCAAGCACGCUCAACUUGGAUCCAUCGCCGACCGUGCUCUUACCGUCACCUCACAAGACCAGCUUGCUUCCCUUCUGGUGCCGGCCUCGCGCUCUGGUAGGACAAUGUCCAUGUAUGACGAUCCCGAGCAGCAGCGCGUCGGAGUAUUCACAGACGCCGUUGCUGUGCACGACACAUCACCUCCUGUCGACCGCCAGGUCGAGCAUCACGAUGCUUACGCCGAAUUUGACCGAGCCCACCGUCCUCGACGCCAUCAGGGAGGCACUCCGCCGCGGCGUCGGCGUCCGUGUAUGGACGAACCGGAACCUGAUGACGGCCGAGCAGAUGGUGACCGCGGGCACCACGACCCCGGCUUGCGUUCGCAACUUGAGAAGGACUUCACGUGGGGUUCGAGGCCAGCUGGACGUGCGUUUCUUCGACGACCACGUACAGCGAGACACUGCGGCGACGACAAGCACAUCAACAACAAAAACAACGCCUGGCGUGAUCCCGCCCGGCGGUCGCGAGACCACCCCGGUCAAACUCCACGCCAAAGUCACCAUCGUCGACGACGACAAGAUACUGUUGGGCAGCGGGAACAUGGACGCAGCGAGUUGGCGCACGAGUCAAGAGCUGGGCGUUCUCAUAGAGAGUAGAGCCGUGAUCGAGCGGUUCAAGAAGGAAUGGAAACAUGGUGGAUUGUGA